AUUAUUUCUUUACAGGAAUUGAGUGUAUAGUAUUUCAUUGGUCAUGUCAAGCAAAUCCUCAUACUUAUUACCACGUGAUGUUUUACCUUAUCAUUAUGACUUGAAUAUCCUAAUCAACUUUGAAGAGCUUUCGUUCUCGGGAGAGGUCAGCAUUAAAAUCAAGAUAAAAUCACCGACACGAGUGAUCAAAUUACAUGCAGUUGGGCUCUCGAUCCCCUCUGCCUCAGUCACGUACGAUGAGACUAAGGAGGUGGUGAACUCCGUGUCUGUGGACUGCGACGAUGCAAGUCAAACCAUGAGUAUAAAUUUUGUCGAGGAGCUUGUGGUGGGCGAUGGCACACUCUCGCUGCAGGCGUACACCGCACCUCUGGAUACGCAGAUGCAUGGCCUCUAUAGGUCCAAGUAUCUAGGGGAGGAUGGCAAUGUCCGUUGGAUGGCGGUAACGCAAUUUGAGGCCGUGAGUGCCAGGAGAUGCUUCCCUUGUUGGGAUGAACCAGAACUCAAAGCUACCUUCUCACUCACCCUGACUGUUCCUAAGGGAAAAACUGCUCUCUCGAACAUGCCGGAAGAUAAUCGAAAAGAUUCUCAGGAGAACUCUUCGUUGGAUGUGAUAACUUUCCAAAAAAGUCCCAUCAUGUCCACGUACCUCGUUGCUAUAGUUGUGGGUGAGUACGAAGUGCUUGAAAAUGUCUUGGAUUGUGGCGUCAAAGUCCGUGUGUUCACUCCCCUGGGCAAGAAGGCGCAAGGGGAGUUUGCUCUGGACGUUGCUAGUCGAGUGUUACCUUACUACACGGAUUAUUUCAAGGUCCCUUAUCCGCUACCUAAGUUGGACUUGAUAACCGUACCUGACUUUAGCGCUGGUGCAAUGGAAAACUGGGGCCUUAUCACUUGCAGGGAAUCGCUCAUGCUGUGUGACCCCAUCAACAGCAGCUCUCUAAAUAAACAGCGGGUGGUAAUUUAUAUCGCCCACGAGGUUGCUCAUCAGUGGUUUGGUAACCUUGUUACCAUGCAAUGGUGGACUCAUCUUUGGCUCAACGAGGGAUAUGCUAAUUUCAGCCAAACGCUGUGCGCCGACCAUCUCUUUCCCGAGUACGACAUCUGGACUCAGUUCCUCUCCCAGGCUUUCAUUCCCGCACUUGAGCUUGAUAGCCUGGACAGCACUCAUCCUGUUGAAGUGGAUGUCCAGUCGGCGGACUCUGUGGACGAAAUUUUUGAUGAAAUUUCUUAUGACAAAGGAGCUUCAGUUAUUCGCAUGUUACAUCGCUACCUCGGCAACGAAAAUUUCCAAAUAGGCAUGAAUCUUUAUUUGACGCGGCAUCAAUAUUCCAACACAUGCACGGAGGACCUUUGGAAGGCUCUUGCUGACGCAUCUGGAAAGCCAGUGGAAAAAGUCAUGUCUCCAUGGACUCGGCAAUCAGGCUUCCCGAUGGUGAGUGUGGAGGCUCAAACCGAGGCUGAUUCCAUAACACUCCAUGUGAGUCAGACGCGCUUCUUCCUCAAUGGAUCGAAAGAUUCUUCGAAUGCUCUGUGGGCUGUUCCUAUUGAUGUGGCCUGUAGCAUGGACGACAAAAUACGAUGCAUACUGCUUGAUAAAAGCUCUGCCACGUUAGAACUCCCGGCCAUGUCGCCAAAUGACUGGAUCAAAAUCAACGCUGGUGCCUGCGGCUUCUAUCGGACCAAGUACAGUUCAGACCUCUUGAAGAGGCUUGUACCACAGUUGAGCAACCAAACUCUACCGACUUUGGACAGAAUAAAUAUUCUAGAUGAUCUCCUAGCAAUGGUACAAGCAGGACAUACCUCAACUGUGGAACUGUUGGAGGUUCUCAAAGCAUAUAAGGGCGAAGAAGACUAUUCAGUCUUCAUGAGUAUCAAAAACUGCACCUCGACGCUCAGCAGUGUCCUGUCACACCGCAAGGAACUUAAAAGUCUCAUGGCACCAUUCAUACGAGAUCUCUUUGCCAAUAUCCAUCAGAAACUAGGUUGGGAACCGAACGAAAGCGAAAGUUAUUUGGAUAAACUGCUCCGGCCUAUGGUGUUAUCAACUCUAGGUGAGAACGGCGAGCAGUCCGUAAUCCAAAAGUGUCAAAGUUUACUUGUAGAUCAUGUGAGUGGCUCGAAAAUGUUGCCAGCUGAUCUGCGUGCAUGUGUUUACAAGACUUGCAUGAUUCACGGAGAUGCGUCGACACUCAACACGCUCAUGAAGCUUCACCGCGACGCUGACAGCCAAGAAGAACGUGAUCGCUUGUCACGGUGCAUGGGCGCCACAAGCCAGCUUGAUCUGCUCACGUCAGUGUUAGAGUUUACCUUGGAAGAAAUCCGUCCGCAAGACAUACCAUUUGUGCUCUACUCUGCUGCAGGAUAUUCUGCAGAGGGCAGUGCUUUCGUAUGGGAGUAUUUCAAGACAAAUUAUCAUUCGAAGUUUGUACCUCUUUACGCUGACAGCGAUCUCAUGAUCCGACUCAUCAAGUUCGUUUCUGGAAACUUUGCCAGCGACGAUAAAGCCGAAGAUAUUCGGUCGUUUUUCGCGGCUCUACAGUUUCCUCCUGGUUGGCGAGGAGCGCAACAGAACAUCGAGAACAUCAGGUUGAAUGCUGCUUGGCUUGAGCGCGAUGCCGAUGCGGUAAGUCAGUAUCUGAAACAGUGGCAGUAAAACCUGCCAUCAUGCCUGAUAAGACGUCUGCGUGAAAAGAAAUGCUGGAUAUACUUCAAAAUAAAAGUGUGAUCACGGUGCUGAUGAUCUCCAUUUAAUUAGUGUUUUAAGACUUAAAAAUUUCAGGUGCACUGUAUAUAUAUAUAUACACGGAGUUUCACUGUCAUUCUCAGAGCACUGGAAUAAUUUGCAUUGUCAAAGACCAAUCUUGUUAUAUAACAAUGAGUUUUAAACGAAAAUACCAAGAAUGAAUUGUACGGGAGAAUAGAUCUUGAAUAAAUAUGUAUUGAGCUCUUUAGCAGGCGGACAUUGAAAUACGAAUUUCAGAGGCUAGUACAAGAAAGUAUUACCUAUUCAAAAAUAUAGUUACUCUAGGCCACGUUUAAUAUUUUGAAAAAUGAUGGAAGAAAUAGUAGUUCGAGAAUAUAUUAAAUGUCGCCAAUACGUUCGAAAUGUUUAAUAUUGUGGAAAAUGAAACGUGCAUAUGUUAUGGGAGACUGUAAAACUUCAAUAAUUAAAAUCAAUAUCAAGUUGAUAUUAUCUGAUUAGAUAUUGCUACUUGUGCUUUAAAAAGGACGAAAAGAGCGUUGAUUUUUAUGACCUGACUCGCAAAUUUUUGCUAAGUGUUGUAUUUAAAUUUCUUAGGGAGAUUGAUGAUGGGAACCGAGUUACUACUCUAUACAUUUAACCCCUUUUUGAACAGAAGUUGUAAGUUACUCGGUCCAUUCGUCUUCAAGACGUUGAUAGCUGCUAAGAAAAUAUGAGAAUGACGUGGUGACCAAAAUGUAUUGCAUUGCUGAGAUCGCUACCUAUUGAGAAGUCAUGACGAUCAUGUCUAUCAUCAUUAUCUAAAGUUGAUUAGAUCUAGCGGUACACAAAAUGGUAAUUUUUUUUAUUGUAACAGCGCGAGUUGUGAAAGUUGCAAAUAGCUCUAUAUUGUGUUACAUACCAUUUCAAACUCGAUGUCAAAAUUAGCUGGGAAAAUUAUAGCGAAGGAAUCGAGAAUUUCUGGAGAUGGAUUUAGGAUCAAAAUUUCGAUUCAUUAAUGCCUCGGUGUUUGUAAGGAACAUUCCGUUUGCCAUACGACAGACAAGGCCAAGGAUUGUAAUAAAAGUUAACCAGCUGCACGUCAGUACUAAAAAUAA
Hyalella azteca is the source of this 3795-nucleotide messenger RNA. RefSeq names its product puromycin-sensitive aminopeptidase (gene Psa). Gene Ontology annotation, biological process: peptide catabolic process; proteolysis. The transcript is spliced from 4 exons. NCBI's taxonomy places the organism in Eukaryota, Metazoa, Arthropoda, Malacostraca, Amphipoda, Hyalellidae. Gene Ontology annotation, molecular function: zinc ion binding; peptide binding; metalloaminopeptidase activity. Bases 44 to 2650 code for a protein of 868 amino acids. Gene Ontology annotation, cellular component: cytoplasm. The record is from RefSeq and is a predicted model, not a curated record.